Striga hermonthica is the source of this 384-nucleotide messenger RNA. NCBI's taxonomy places the organism in Eukaryota, Viridiplantae, Streptophyta, Magnoliopsida, Lamiales, Orobanchaceae. The record is from the annotation of a GenBank genome assembly.
AUGAGCAGAAAUGUAGUACAUGCGCAAAUAUCAGUUGGGGAGUUUUCGGGUAAAGAUGUUUUCAUACAUAGAAUACCUUUCGAGCCACUGGGUGAAGAGCAGUAUCCCGUGCCCUACACACGUACACAGUUUCCAUUGCGCCAUUGUUUUGCGAUGACGAUAAAUAAAUCCCAAGGCCAGACACUAGACUUUGUUGGUAUUUAUUUGAGGGAGCCUGUAUUCUCACAUGGCCAACUCUACGUGGCUUUGUCAUGGGCCAAGAAAUCUUCAUCUGUUCGGAUGCUUAUUAAACCACCUCUUUGUACUGAAGCAAUGAUCAAUUUCACGAAAAGUAUUGUAUAUACGGAAGUGCUGGAAGUGGCUAAUAUCAUUUUACCGCCGUGA